This is a messenger RNA of Pelobates fuscus (common spadefoot toad), 1719 nucleotides long. RefSeq names its product enolase superfamily member 1 (gene ENOSF1). Gene Ontology annotation, biological process: carbohydrate catabolic process. Lineage: Eukaryota; Metazoa; Chordata; Amphibia; Anura; Pelobatidae. The record is from RefSeq and is a predicted model, not a curated record. The coding region runs from base 83 to 1420 and encodes 445 amino acids. Gene Ontology annotation, molecular function: L-fuconate dehydratase activity; magnesium ion binding. The transcript is spliced from 16 exons.
UUAAACAUUGUUUACCACAAGGCUGCAAAGACAUGCUGUCAGCAUUUGUUCCUUCUUUCACAGUCUGACACUAUACCUCACCAUGAUAGCAGGAAAGAUCACUGGGCUCAUAGUGACAGAUGUCCGUUUCCCGACCUCUCUGGGUCACCACGGUUCUGAUGCCAUGCACACAGAUCCUGAUUACUCAGCAGCUUAUGUUGUGAUUGAAACUGAUGCAGAUGAUGGUUUAAAGGGCUACGGACUUACUUUUACCUUGGGAAAGGGCACAGAAAUUGUGGUGUGCGCUGUGAAAGCUCUCUCAAGACACGUUGUUGGCAGAGCUCUAGAAGAUAUUGUCACUGAUUUCAGAAGGUUCUACAGACAGUUGACAAGUGAUGGACAGCUCCGAUGGAUUGGUCCAGAAAAAGGAGUCAUACAUCUGGCUACCUCUGCUGUUCUUAAUGCAGUUUGGGAUUUAUGGGCUAAAAAAGAAAAGAAGCCCCUGUGGAAGCUUCUGACUGACAUGAGCCCAAUUCAGUUGCUAUCAUGCAUAGAUUUCAGAUACAUAACUGAUGCACUAUCAGAGGAUGAAGCACUCGAAAUCCUUCAAAAUGGAAAACGCGGACAGGAAGCAAGAGAGGAGUACAUUGAAAAGAAUGGAUAUCCCGCUUACACAACAUCGUGUGCUUGGUUAGGUUACUCAGACGAACAGCUACAAAAGUUAUGUGCCAAUGCACUGAAGGAUGGUUGGACGAGGUUUAAAGUAAAAGUUGGAGCAGAUUUAGAAGAUGACAAGAGAAGAUGUAAGCUCAUCAGAAGCAUGAUUGGUCCUGACAACCAAAUGAUGCUUGAUGCAAACCAGAGAUGGGAUGUGAAUGAAGCAGUCCAAUGGGUGUCUGAGUUGGCUUCAUUUAAACCUUUAUGGAUUGAGGAACCAACAUCACCAGAUGACAUCCUUGGUCAUGCAACAAUCUCAAAGGCAUUAUCACCUUUAGGAAUUGGAGUCGCUACAGGAGAGCAAUGCCAUAACAGAGUAAUGUUUAAACAGUUUCUUCAAGCAAAUGCCCUACAAUAUCUCCAGAUCGAUAGCUGUAGAUUGGGAAGUGUGAAUGAAAACCUGGCAGUACUUCUCAUGGCAAAAAAAUUCAACAUUCCUGUAUGUCCUCAUGCUGGUGGAGUUGGACUCUGUGAAUUGGUACAACAUUUGAUAAUAUUUGAUUAUAUUUCGGUUUCAGGAAGUCUGGAAAACAGGAUGUGCGAGUAUGUGGAUCACCUCCAUGAACAUUUUAAAUAUCCAAUAUCCAUCCAUCAUGCUGCAUACAUGCCACCACAUGAUCCUGGCUACUCCACUGAAAUGAAAGAAGAGUCUGUAUUACAGCAUCAGUUCCCAGAUGGAGAAGUUUGGCAUCAGUUAAUUAUUAAUAAAAAAGUUGAAGUCUAACAUGUUAAAAACAAAAUUGUUGCAAACGUUUGAUAACAAGCUUAUUGUUAGUUUACCAGUACUAAACUUUGUACUUUGGUUAUUAUAGCAAUUGGUAUAGAGAAUACAAAAAAAAAAUUAAUAAUAAUAAUUACAUUCUGUUCUGUAAGUGGUAUCGCUAUUCCAAUGAAACAUAUGGUUUGCUAGAUAUCUGGAAAAUCCCCUAAUGCUGUACACAAAAUAUCACCAGGCAAAUUCAGUUUAUAGGAAAAUAUUGCCUAAUGGUAUAACAUUAAUUAAAAUCAGGCUAUGUUUUUGUU